AUGGAGAGUUCAAGGUUUUACAUGCUUAUGUUUACUAUCGCCAUUUUGGCAUCACCGGCACUUUCCGAUCUGGUCCUUUCCAAAGUAGAUCGACGCAUAUAUUUGACAUCACACAUUGUUCGGGUUUCUUCAACUUUAAAGGUGGAGAAUGCAGGUCCUGAGACGGCGUCCGAGGUUUUGCUGGCUUUUCCUGAGCAACAAGCCAAAAACAUGGCAUAUUUGAUGGCUACCCCGCACGAAGGGAAAGGGAAAGUAAAAAACCCUGUUGUUGCUCUCCCUGUUGCUGUUGCCGUUGCCAACCCCAAAGACAUGCCUUCUGCUUUAACAUUCUAUUCGGUAACCUUGCCUAAGGGAUUAGCUGAGGGUGAUAGCUUUACUUUUGAUGUGUUGGCUGUAUUUACCCGCCUGCGACCCUUUCCUGAGCAAAUCACUCAGGCUGAUAUUCAGCUUGUAUUAUACCAGGAUAGUGCACACUACCUAUCUCCUUAUGCCGUCAAGGCUCAGUAUCUAACUGUUAAAUUGCCUGAUUCUAGAAUCGAAUCCUAUACGAAACUGGAGAAUACAAAGAUUCAUGGUUCAGAAAUCAAAUAUGGUCCUUAUGAGAAUCUCCCUGCGUUCUCGUACUCCCAAAUAGCAGUCCAUUUUGAAAGCAAUCAACCGUUUGCUGUUGCUCAAGAAUUGGUGAGAGAGAUAGAAAUUUCCCAUUGGGGUAAUGUCCAGGUCACUGAACAUUACAAGCUUAUCCAUGGUGGUGCCCAAAGCAAGGGUGAAUUUUCCAGGCUUGAUUUCCAGGCCAGGCCCAAUGUUCGAGGUGCAUCAGCCUUUAGGUAUCUUGUUGCAAAUUUGCCACCAAGGGCACAUUCUGUUUAUUACAGGGAUGAAAUUGGCAAUAUAUCAACAUCUCAUCUGCGUGGUGACUCCAAAAAGACGGAACUGUUAAUCGAACCAAGGUACCCAAUGUUUGGUGGCUGGAAAACUGCUUUUACCAUUGGAUAUGGCUUGUCGCUUCAGGACUUUUUAUAUGAGUCAGAGGGGAAGCAAUUUCUUAAUAUCACCUAUAGUAGCCCAAUGGCUGAGUUGGUUAUUGAUACUCUUAUUGUGAAGGUUGUUUUGCCUGAGGGUUCUAGUGACAUAUCUGUAGCUGCACCAUUUCCCGUGGAGCAGUGGCGUGAGACCAAGACCUCCCACUUGGAUAUUGAUGGUAGACCAGUAGUUGUGCUUAAAAAGACUAAUGUCGUGCCUGAGCACAAUCAAUAUUUUCAGGUCUAUUAUAGGUUCAACAAACUAUCGAUGCUUAGGGAGCCACUGAUGUUAAUUUCAGGAUUUUUCUUCUUCUUUGUUGCUUGCAUUGUUUACAUGCGUGCAGACAUAUCGAUCUCCAAGUCUUCUGCUUCUUAUUUGGCUAAACAACAGUGGGAAGAGGUUCAGGCAGUAAUUCAGCAGGUUCAGAAUAUUGUAAGUAGAUGCUUGGCAACACAUGAUAAGCUGGAAGCAUCACUACGUGAUCUUUAUAGGACCGGGGACAUUCAAGCUUGUAAAGCUGCUCGAAAGGCAGCUGAUGGUUUGUUAAAAGAGCUGUCCAAAGAAUUGAAACCCUUGCUGACCACCUUGCAAUCUUCUCCGUCAGCUGCUCAAGUAUUACCCAAGGUGGAGGAGCUGGUGGCUAAGGAGAGAGAAUUACAAGAGAAGGUGUUGGUGAAGCACUCAACAGUGGUGGACGGCUAUGAGAAGAAGUCUGGUGCCCGUGAUAUCGAGAACCGGGUGGCUUUGCAGCAACAGAAACUUACAGCACUGAGGCAAGAAGUUGACGAUCUUCUCGAGUUCAUUGAUGAAAUAUAAUAUUAAGUGCUAAAGUUGGCAUAAUAGUUUGGUCCAAACCGCAGAGCUGAGCUCCAACUGGAAUGACCUUGCGAUUUGUUGUAAUGCUGGGAUCGGAAUGUUUACUUUGGUUUUUUU
Molecule: messenger RNA, 1956 nt
Organism: Hibiscus syriacus
Lineage: Eukaryota; Viridiplantae; Streptophyta; Magnoliopsida; Malvales; Malvaceae
Product: dolichyl-diphosphooligosaccharide--protein glycosyltransferase subunit 1A-like
Cellular component (GO): membrane; oligosaccharyltransferase complex
Source: RefSeq, a predicted model, not a curated record